Molecule: messenger RNA, 1752 nt
Organism: Mytilus trossulus (common blue mussel)
Lineage: Eukaryota; Metazoa; Mollusca; Bivalvia; Mytilida; Mytilidae
Exons: 2
Coding region: 241-1704 (487 amino acids)
Source: RefSeq, a predicted model, not a curated record
UUCAUCUAAAAUGCGAUGUAAAAAGAAUCGCUCGUGGUCAUAAUGGUAUUGUCUCAUAAGCCGCUUAAUUGGAAAGUAAAGUAAGGCAGGAUAUUUAGUUAGGUUUUCUUUUACUGUACUUCUUUAGGAUGUAUGUUGGAAAUCAGGCACACCAUUGAUUAGCGUGAUACAAUUUUGCUAAAAUGAUUUGAUUAAAUUGGAUAUACGUAUUGGAAAAUUAUCUGUUGAUUGUAGUAGAAAAUGGGAAAUUGCAACUGCAGGAAGAAACAAAUUAUUGAUGAAAAGGAAGAUACAGGUAAUGCAUCACAAGAAGAAACAAAUGGUGAUGACAAUUUAAAGGACGACGCAUAUGGGAAACUUGUUACAUGGAUAAUAGAUAUGGCGGAUACGGAUUGCACUGGAAAAGCGCUUAUGCAAGAUAUGCUUGAUGGAGAAACGGUUUUACAUAAUACUGGUACUGACUCGGACACAUCAAGAUCUCUUAACUUGUCAAGUCAGCAGGCUUCAAUUGAUUCUGUAGGCAGUGGUUCUGAAAAUAUGUCUUGGAAAUCGUCUAUUAGUCCCGAUUCAAGGUCAAUAUGCACGAUACCGGAAACUCGGUACCUAGGUCGUGCACAGUCAGAAGACAUUGAAUCAGUUAGGCCAAAACAACGAGGUGUUUUUCAAAAGCAAAUUUCGGUCGCGUGUGAUUCAAGAACAGCCCCAAAAGCCUUAAACAGGGACAAAUCGCUUGAAUUUAGUAAACCAAAGGAAUUGAAUAAAUCUCUUGAUAUACAUAAAUCUUCAGAAAUAAGCAAAUCAAUGAAAUCUCUAAAAUCUCCUAGGGAUGUGAAGGAUAUAGAACCUAACUUAAAAAUGAAGGAAACCGAGUUAUUGAAAGCACGAUAUCAAAAUAUUAUGUCGAAAAAAGAACAAAAUACACUUAUUAAACAAAGCUCUGAACCAGAAUCGUUCAGAAACAAAUUGCAACCAAGACAAAAGCUAGGCGUAGGGACUAAAUCAUUUGAUAAUUUUUUGGAUGUCCCCAAGCCAUUUUCACAGACAUACACAAGACAGUCAAGCGACGAAAGCUCAUCUGGCAAGAAAGACUAUUUAUCAGCAUCUUCUAAAUCAUUUGACAGCGAUUCUGCACGAUGCAUAUCAACUAGUCCUCGAGCAAAAGGUAAAAGAACAAUUAGUGACGAAGGAUUCCGAAAGAAAGAGAAAUAUCGAAUGAGCAUUCGAAACAAGCCUGUCAAAUCUUUCGACAUUUUCCUCGAUGACAGUGUCAAAUCGUCAAAGAAUUCAAUGAGCCGACAAACCACAAUUAGCAUCGAAGAUGAAGAUGGAGUCAUAAUUGAAAAUAUUCACCAGAAUAGUGACGAGGAAAUGAUUCCUUUAAGACCAUUGUCGGUUGAAAGUGAUAACGCCGGAAAAUUUGAUGUCAGUUUUGAAUCAUCAAAAAAUCAACAAAACAAACAUACUCCUUUAGGAAUUUUGAGUCGAAGUCUCGGGAAUAUAAAAGAGAAGACUUCAAAAUUAAAGUCACUUGUACGACGAAAGAGCAGCAGUCUAAUGACAAUUAAAGCUUCAGAGAACGAGGACGAUAAGACUGAAGCAAUGAAAGCAGUCUCAAAUGAAGAGGUCAUUUUAAACGAUACACUACUUGAUGGCAAUAUUAACGAUAUUCUCUUCGCAAUUGAUACAUUAUGGCCAACAAAAUGAUUAUAUCAAACCUUUAUAAGUUGUUUUACAAUAUAAUUUUUAUUUUUA